UCUGUUUUUCUCCACCAAAAAAAGAAGACGUGGUGAGAAGAGUCUGCUGUUUGACUUGGGAGGUUAGGAGCCUCAAAUGAAUGUGCUCUCUUGCUUCUUCUCUCUGUUCCUCUACCCUCAGGCGUCUCUCUCUCUAUCUCUCUCUCUCAGUUUAUACAAUUCUCCCAUCUCAGCCUCCUUUAAUUGCUCUCUCCUGUAAUUCCAUACAGUAAAUUUUCACAGUAUAUCUUUCAUCUACACGUUUUGUUAUGAAUCUCCUGUAAAAGUUGUAAGAGGGAUCAUCAUCAUCAUCAAGACUCAAGAGAUAAAACCCUAUAUAUAAUUCCAAUGGCCGACAUUGUGGCUCCCGUUGUCUUGGACAGCUUGAUCAACCUGAUCACAGAUGAAGCAAAUUUGCUUUCUGGAGCGAAAGAUCAAGUCGAUUUACUUCAAAACGAUCUCAGAGUCAUGAAUGCCUUCCUCAAAGAUGCUUCAGGGAAGCAGCACAGUAAUCAUGUUGUAAAAGAGAUAGUAGACCAAAUCAACAAUGUUGCUCUUGAAGCUGAGGAUGUUAUAGACACACACAUGGCUGAUAAGAUCAUGAAGCAAAGAAGAGAGAGCCCAGUGAGGAAAUUGCUUCGUUUGCCCAGCCACAUGAAAACACUUCAUGAUGUCGCAACUAAAACGGCACGCAUCAAGAGCAAAAUAAGUAAUAUUUAUGCUAAUAUAGCAACAUACGGCAUCGGCCGAGCCGAAUCAAGUGGUGGUGGUGGUGGUAGUGCUGCGGCAGAGGCAGGACAACGACUUCGAAAGAUGAGGAGAAAAGUUGAGGAGAAUGAUGUGGUAGGCCUCGUCCAUGACACACAAAAACUGGUAAGCCAGCUCACUGAUUGCACAAAGAAUUUAAAACGUGAUGUCAUUUCGAUAGUUGGCAUGGGUGGUUUGGGGAAAACCACUCUUGCCAAAAAAAUCUAUAACAAUACCCAUGUCAAGAACCAUUUUGGUUGUUGUGCGUGGGUUAGUGUAUCUCAAGAAUACAAAUCUAGAAAUUUACUUCUUGAUAUAUUGAAGUGUCUUAAAGUUGCAAAAUUUGAUGAAAUAUACAAAAUGGAUGAUGAAGUGCUUGAAAUGAAGCUGGUUAACUACCUCAAGGGAAAGAGGUACUUUGUUGUCUUGGAUGACAUUUGGGAUACUGAUGUAUGGGAGGAGAUAAGAGAAUUUUUUCCUGAUGAUUUAAAUGGAAGUAGAAUACUAAUCACCUCUCGUCGAAAAGAAGUGGCUUUACAUGCUAGCCCAACUAUGGAUCCUUAUUUCCUACCAUUUCUUAAUGAUGAUGAAAGUUGGGAACUCUUAUGCAAAAAGGUGUUCCGAGGAGAAGAAUGCCCAUUCUAUCUGGAAUCCCUAGGGAAGGAACUUGCAAAACAUUGUAAAGGAUUGCCCCUUUCCAUUGUUGUAUUAGGAGGAAUUCUAGCAAAAAAAGAGAAGUUAACUCAAAUAUGGUCCAAAUUUAUUGGUUGUGUCAACUCGUAUCUAACGGAUGAGAGGACCAUACCAUACUUAGAAAAUCUAGCAUUGAGUUAUGAUGACUUGUCACUCAAGUUGAAACCAUGCUUUCUAUAUUUGGGUAUGUUUCCAGAAGACUAUGAGAUUGAAGCACGAGAAUUAAUGAGAUUGUGGAUAUCUGAGAGAUUUGUACACCAAAUUGGGAAUAGAAAGGUGGAUGAUGUAGCAGAAGAUUACUUAGAUGAGCUCAUUGAUCGAAGCUUGAUCCAAGUGGCAAGAUGGGGAAGUGAUGGAAGUGUAGAAACAUGCCGUAUCCAUGAUCUCCUUAGAGACUUUUGCAUUAAAGUUAGUGGCCAAGAGAAGUUGUUUGAUGUUUAUUCAGAAUCCAAUAACCUUUCAUCCCCACUAAAAGCUCGAAGGCUUUCGGUCAAUUACGACUCUAUUGGAUAUAUAAUUUCCCAGAGUGCUUGUGAUACACCAUCCGCUCGUUCAUUGCUUGCCUUUUGCCAAGGUGGUGAUGUUGUGGAAAAACAGUGGGAAUGGAUUUGCAAUGGCUUCAAGUUUCUCCGGGUAUUGAGGCUUUUCGAUGUACAUCGAACAAGUUUAAUUCCACAAGAAAUAGAGAAACUGAUCUUUCUCAGAUAUUUGAGCAUAACCAGCUUUUACACUGCCAAUGUUUUCCCGGUGACGAAGUUCCAGAUUACAUAUGCAGCCUUCCAUAUCUAGAGAUGCUUGAGUUGCCAGUUCUAAAAGUUUUAACCUUUUCACAAAAGAGUAUAUCGAGAAUGAAACAAUUAAGCUAUGUGGAUGUUGGUAUCGUGGGAUUCAGAAUAUUAGUUGAUGAUGAUCAGCGUGAAAUAAGAGGAGGAAACGUGGACAUGGACACUCUACCCAAUCUCCAAUCCGUGCAGUCCAUAGUAGUUGAUAAACACACCGCAUCUAUCCUUCCCAAGUUUCCAAAUCUAACAGAGCUUAGGCUAUUCGAUGAUGAACCGUAUAUUGCAAAGUCUGAAAAGGAAGAAGCGCUGGCAAGCCUUGGGAAGAAUCAAAGGUACUUGCAAAGGUUGGGUCUCUGUUAUUUCCGUGAUUAUAAUCUGCGAGUCCUGCCACCAACGCUCACAAAGUUAACUUUGUAUGAAUCAGAGAGCCCGAACAUGAUGAAAACCUUAGGAAAACUUCCCAACUUGCUUUGGCUGCAGAUAGAAAAUACCCACCAGCCGAAGAGUCUGGACCUCUGUGUGGGUGUAGGGGAGUUCCCUCAACUCCAAGUUUUCGAAUUGAUUGAGAACAGGAUUAACAGUUGGGAAAUGGAUAGAGACGGCAUGCCAAACCUUCAGCGUUUGAUCAUCAUCAACCGUUUCUUCAAACGGGAAAUAGAUUUGCCAGACCAACUCUGGUUUCUGAGGGCUCUGCGAUUUGUUAAGAUCAAUGUGUAUAUGGAUGUAGCUAAGUCUUUCCGGAACAAGUUGUGGGAACUGAAUUACAUGAAGGAGGAGUUUGUAGGCGAGUUAAAAACUAAUUGGGAAUUGACCAUGAUAAAUGGAUGUAAGGUAUCACUCUCUGCCUGGGGUAGAUGAUCGAUGAGGUCGUACGAUAUGUGCAGUUGAUAUACUUCAGCUAAUCCGCCGGUGAAAAAUUUGUCUACAUAAGGAAAUUGGGCAUUGAAUUAUCGUGGUCAGUAAUGAUUCAUCACUGGUGACAGGGAAAUGGGUAAAGCAGAAAUCCUAGCCGCGACCGCUAUUGCAUUUUGGUAAUUUGCAGGGCAUGGUCUUCUUUCGUGGUAUUUGUCAGGGAAAAUUAGAUUUUUCGAUCGUAGGGGUCAUCCUGCAAAACUUUGUAGUUAGUUUCUUCCAUUGCUUGCUGCUGCUCUUGUGGGAAUCACCCGUGUAGAUGACUAUUGGCAUCACUGGACAGAUUUCUUUACUGGAGGUCUUAUAGGUUGGUAUUUCUGAAAAUGAAGGAGGUAAAAAAAAUAUAUAUAUAUAUAUAUAUAUAUAUGUAUAUAAACUCAAGCUUACUAAUGUCUCACUGAUUUGAAAAAUUGUCUCAAUGCAGGACUUGUAGUAUCUACAUUUUGUUAAUUGAGAAAAGAGGUAAUAGUUGUCGUAAGUUCUUGUCAAAGCAGAUAUGGAAGAUGAAAAAAUUAAGAAUUGUCCAUGUGUCCAUAGGAACAUGUUUGCAACUGCCUAAGUUUCGAAGAAUGAAGUUUGAGAGCACACUUUCAAAUAGUGGACUUUUUAGGUCCUAUCAUGCCUUGUUGUCGAUCGAUAUACUGCACUUCUCAUGACUCAGAACAAAUUCCCAAAUGUAAGAAAACUGCAUCUUAAGCUUGAUGAGUUUAAUAUAUACAUGGAGGAAUUUUAGCUGACAGCAAUCUUAUGAAACCUCCAGUAUUUGAUACACCUGGAAAACUUGAAAAUUUAGAAUUUUAAGUUUCAGCCUUGUCUGAAUUUGUUCCCAUCAAGUCUCACCAAGAUGACCUUAAAAAAGUGUCAUUUGGGUUACAAACACUUCAGAGUUCUUGGUAAACUUCCCAACCUUUGAAUGUUGAAGAUAAAUGAUUAUUACCCAUUCCUUCCUAAUCUUCCACCUCUCCAGAUCAUAUGCAGAGCAGGUGAAAGUUUCCUCUGCUAGAAGUCUUUGAAAUGAUCCCAUUUCCAACUGGAAAACUGGGAACUGAAAAAAGGGCAAUGCCGAACCUUCGGUGCCUUGUCAUCAAGAGAUGCUAUGAUUUGAAAAAUCUGCCACAUGAACUCUGUUGUUUGCCUGCCCUGCAACAUGUAGAUGUUUAUGACUCCUCAGAGGAUUUGAUGAAGAUGGUCGACAAAAAUAAAUGUGAAAAACACUUUGUGCCUUGAAAUUAUUAGCUUAUCUA
Molecule: messenger RNA, 4357 nt
Organism: Ziziphus jujuba (common jujube)
Lineage: Eukaryota; Viridiplantae; Streptophyta; Magnoliopsida; Rosales; Rhamnaceae
Product: putative disease resistance RPP13-like protein 3
Exons: 3
Coding region: 328-2208 (626 amino acids)
Biological process (GO): defense response to other organism
Molecular function (GO): ADP binding
Source: RefSeq, a predicted model, not a curated record